Carya illinoinensis is the source of this 1597-nucleotide messenger RNA. Its product is annotated as UPF0496 protein At1g20180. The transcript is spliced from 2 exons. Bases 134 to 1276 code for a protein of 380 amino acids. The record is from RefSeq and is a predicted model, not a curated record. Lineage: Eukaryota; Viridiplantae; Streptophyta; Magnoliopsida; Fagales; Juglandaceae.
UAUAUACCCAAAGACGCCAUAACCUAGCCGUUUUUGAUUGAGACAAGAAUCCAGAUAGAACCUGCAACUAGCUCGCACCUUCAUUUUGAUCUCACAGUUUCUUCUUAUUAUUUUCUUUUAUCGUAUCCCGAACAUGAGAAGCAUUAAUAGUAUUGGUUGGCCCGAGUUGAAAUCUCCCUUUGGAAGGCAAGGCAGAUCUCGAAAGGAAAUUAGCGUCAAUAGCUUGUCAAGCAAGUCGAGCGUGAAUGAAGAAUACACGGAAGCUCUCAGAACGAAGUCUUACAUGGAAAUAUGGAACAAAGCUCAAGGUCAGCUGGGAAGUACAAGCAUUAUAAGCAAUCUCUCUUCAUCGUCGUCCACUCUUCCUAUCUCUAUGCAUCUCUCCCAAUAUUUACUCGAACCACGUCAAGAAACCCUAGUGGAAAUGAUGGAAGACAUGAAUCUACACCACCUUCUAAUUGACUUUUUUGAAGCCAGCUUAGAAGCGUGUAAUGUCUGUGAACUAAUCCUUCAAAGCAUCCAUCAAACACGUGCUAAUUAUAAGAAAAUCAAGAGGGUAAUCAAGCUAAGCAGAAGUGUGCAUGAUCUUGCAGAUCAUGAUUACACUGAUAAACAAUGCCGGGCUAUUUCUAGCGAGCUUGCUGCCUUUGUAAUGUUGAAAAACCCAUUAUUGAAUAUUGGUGCAGUACAAUUUCGUGACAUUCGUGAUGGCCACAUGAUACUGCUCCAGAGGCUAACGUUAAAAUACAGAAAGAUGAAAAGGAGAGACAGAUUCCGUAGAAUUUGGAAGAAGGUUUGUGGGACUGCUCUUUUUAUUUCACAGAGCGCACUUCUGAUUCUGCUGCUAAUCUGUGCACUCCAUGGCAUGGUUGGAAUCGUGGCAGCCCCAGCGCUUUUUGCUUUUUCCUUGGGUUUAUCUUGGAAGAAAAGGAAGGGGGCUUGUGGAGGGCUCAAGAAAAGAUUGCCUGAAAGACUUAGUGUGCAACUUGAUGUUGCCGCCAAAGCGGUUUACAUAUUGAUCAAUGAUUUCGAUACAAUGAGCCGGAUGGUCAAGAGGUUAAAUGACGAGAUAGAGCACCGGAAAGCUGUUGCUGAUGUGUGUGUUAGAAAUGGAAAAUCUGAAAUAUUGAAGGAGGUUGUGAGGGAGUUUCAUGUCCAUGAAUCAAGUUUUCUGGAGCAGUUAGAAGAGCUUGAAGAACACAUCUACCUGUGCGUUCUCACAAUAAACAGGUCCAGGAGUCUUGUAAUUCAAGAGAUAAUGGCGGCCCACCAAUGAACGUAUAGAUAUUAAACGUGCAAAUACUGAAAUAUACAUUUGGUGGAUGACACUACGAAGAUUGCUGUGGAAUAAAGGUUAUUCACCACCAAGGAAGAGUUCCAGUACUGAAGUUCAAUUUAUUCAAGCGCUAAUUUCUACGCCUUUCAUUCUUUUGUAAUUAAUAUAAUGCCAAAAAAAUAUGGCUUUAUAAGAGGUGAAUUACGUUUUUUAUUUUUUUUAUAAGUAAAAUAAUUAUAUUAUCAAAAGAAGGCAAAAGCCUGAUACAAAGUUUAGUGACCAGUUCUAGGUAUGAUCAAUGGAUAUAAGGAAUUCAUGUAA